GGGACCUGGGGCAGCCCGGCCUGACCUCGACCUCGCCCGAGCCGGCCCGACCGGCUAGUGCCACCCGGUCAGCGCAGGCCCUGGCCCGCGAGCCCCUCCCUCCACCUUCUCCCCGCCCUGGCGCCCGGCACGGGCCGCGCUCCCUCCCAGCGGCGGGGCCCGUAGGCGGCCAUGGCGGCGGGCGCCGGGGGCAGGCCCGCGCCGCGCUGGCUGAAGGCGCUGACCGAGCCGCUGAGCGCGGCGCAGCUGCGGCGGCUGGAGGAGCACCGCUACAGCGCGGCGGGCGUCUCGCUGCUCGAGCCGCCGCUGCAGAUCUACUGGACCUGGCUGCUCCAAUGGAUCCCGCUGUGGAUGGCCCCCAACUCCAUCACCCUCCUGGGCCUGGCCAUCAACUUGCUCACCACGCUCGUGCUCAUCUCCUACUGCCCCACGGCCACCGAGGAGGCACCAUACUGGACAUACCUUUUAUGUGCACUGGGACUCUUUAUCUACCAGUCACUGGAUGCUAUUGAUGGGAAACAAGCCAGAAGAACAAAUUCUUGUUCUCCUUUAGGGGAACUUUUUGACCAUGGUUGUGACUCUCUUUCAACAGUAUUUAUGGCAGUUGGAGCUUCAGUUGCUGUGCGCUUAGGAACUCAUCCUGACUGGUUGUUUUUCUGCUCUUUUAUUGGGAUGUUCAUGUUUUAUUGUGCUCAUUGGCAGACUUAUGUUUCAGGCGUGUUGAGGUUUGGAAAAGUGGAUGUAACUGAAAUUCAGUUAGCUUUAGUGAUGAUCUUUGUGUUGUCUACAUUUGAAGGAGCAACAAUGUGGGACUAUACGAUACCCAUUCUAGAAAUAAAAUUGAAGAUCUUUCCAGUUCUUGGAGUAGUAGGUGGAGCAAUAUUUUCCUGUUCAAAUUAUUUCCAUGUCAUCCUCCAUGGUGGUGUUGGCAAGAAUGGAUCCACAAUAGCAGGCACUAGUGUCUUGUCACCUGGACUCCACAUAGGAAUAAUUAUUAUAUUGGCAAUAAUGAUCUGUAAAAAGUCAGCAACUAAUGUGUUUGAAAAGCAUCCUUGUCUUUAUACCCUUAUGUUUGGAUGUGUCUUUGCUAAAGUUUCACAAAAAUUGGUGAUAGCUCACAUGACCAAAAGUGAACUGUAUCUUCAAGACACUGUCUUUUUUGGCCCAGGUCUUUUAUUUUUAGACCAGUACUUUGAUAAUUUUAUAGACGAAUAUGUUGUUCUUUGGAUAGCAAUGGUCAUUUCUUCAUUUGAUAUGAUGAUGUACUUUAGUGCUUUGUGCCUGCAAAUUUCAAGACACCUUCAUCUAAAUAUCUUCAAGACUUCAUAUCAUGAAGCACCUGAACAGGUUCAAGUUCUUCCUUCAAAGAGUCAUCAGAAUAACAUGGAUUGAAGAGACUUUCGAACACUUGCCAUCUCUUGCUGCUGCUGUUACAUGAAAGGAAAUAUUAAACAUUUGUUUAAUUUUUAGAUAAGUGUUAUACAUAUUUCAGCAAAUAAAAUAUUUCAAUGCUUGCA
This is a messenger RNA of Neomonachus schauinslandi (Hawaiian monk seal), 1517 nucleotides long. RefSeq names its product choline phosphotransferase 1 (gene CHPT1). Gene Ontology annotation, biological process: phosphatidylethanolamine biosynthetic process. Lineage: Eukaryota; Metazoa; Chordata; Mammalia; Carnivora; Phocidae. Gene Ontology annotation, cellular component: endoplasmic reticulum membrane; Golgi apparatus. The transcript is spliced from 9 exons. Bases 172 to 1392 code for a protein of 406 amino acids. The record is from RefSeq and is a predicted model, not a curated record. Gene Ontology annotation, molecular function: diacylglycerol cholinephosphotransferase activity; ethanolaminephosphotransferase activity.